Arachis duranensis is the source of this 414-nucleotide messenger RNA. RefSeq lists its product as uncharacterized. Gene Ontology annotation, cellular component: chloroplast. The record is from RefSeq and is a predicted model, not a curated record. Gene Ontology annotation, molecular function: protein binding. Bases 1 to 414 code for a protein of 137 amino acids. The transcript has 6 exons. Lineage: Eukaryota; Viridiplantae; Streptophyta; Magnoliopsida; Fabales; Fabaceae.
AUGUCGCGUAGUGAGAUUCGUCGCGCAAUCACUUCCUUCGACCAGUCACCACUCGUGUCGACGUCGCUGUCUGUCUCCCACUCUCCCUAUUGGCCUGCUGCAUGUUCGGUUGAAGCGUUGAAGCCUGAAGCUUUGAAGGUGCCUUCGAGCUUCCAAGAGUUCCAGGGUGAUGUUUCAGGGUCUCUGGUGGAGUUUGACAGGGCAAUUGAGUUGGACCCUCGUCAAAAGGCGUAUCUUUGGCAAAGGGGCCUCUCCCUUUACUACCUUGAUAGAUUUGAAGAAGGAGCUGAGCAGUUUCGGCUAGAUGUUGCACAAAAUCCGAAUAAUACCGAAGAGUCCAUAUGGUGCUUUCUCUGUGAAGCUCAACUGUAUGGAGUGGAUGAAGCACGAAAGCAAUAUCUUGAGUACUUUUAA